AUGGAGGGCAACGAAGGCAGUAAUAUAAGCUACGAAUCCCUCAAUGUGUGGACUCACUUGCUGGCGGCUCUCGUGCUUGUACGCCGGUGGUGGGCUAACAUAGGCACCCUGGGGUACACCUUUGCUGCAGCCUUUCUGCCUUUAUGCCUCUUUUUUGUGUCUUCGCUUACAUAUUUGUUCCUCAGUGCGGCAGCUCACCUCUUUCAAUCUCAUUCUGAGCACGCACACUAUUUCUUCUUUUUCAUGGACUACGUGGGUGUGGCUGUUUAUCAGUACGGAUGUUCCCUCGGACAUUAUUUUUACACAUCCGAGCCAGCGUGGAGAGACAGCUGCGUCGGCUCCCUGUUCCUGCCCGGCGCUGCUUUUUUGGGGUGGCUUUCCUGCGCUGGCUGUUGUUUCGCCAAGUCCAGAUAUCGGCGGCCGUAUCCCGUGGGUCGUAAAAUCUGUCAGCUGAUCCCCACCGCUCUCGCGUACGUGCUGGGCAUCAGUCCUGUGAUUCACCGGCUUUCAACUUCGACCUGGUUGGAGGAGCCCUCGCUGCCUUUCCAUGCCCUCCAGAUAGCCUCUUUCCUUUUGAGCGCCAUCUUCUUCUCUUGCCCCAUACCCGAGCGCUUCUUCCCAGGCCGCUGUGACUUUCUGGGCCAAGGUCAUCAGAUAUUUCACGUGUUUUUGUCUAUGUGCACACUGUUUCAACUUGAGGCUCUCUUCCAGGACUAUGUCAGGCAGAGGGAUACAGUGGUGGAGGCAUUUGGGGAGAGGCAGCUGUGGUGUGCCUGUAUAUCCUUCCCCGCCCUGUUCCUGUGUUGCAUUUUGACAGCACUUGUAACAAUGAGGCACAAACAGAAACAACUGCAGGGUCAGAAAGACCGUGACAGUUAAGUCGUGUGUUUGUGUGUGUGUGUGUGUGUAUAACUAGAGUCGGCAAACAAGUGAUAUGAAAACCAGCAACUAAAUGCUAAGUAUCACAACAUAGUUCCAGGCGUGUCGAUGUUAAUUUGACAUAUCCCAAAUGUUUCACAGCAGAUUCAAGGAAGAAAUAUUUGGCUUAUUGCACUGCAGACUUGCAGAAGACUCACUAAAGUUUUCCUCAAUGAAUCAUUGCUGCUGCUGCUGCUGUAGGAAUCCAAGCGGAGCGAGCUAAAAGUAACAGUGACUUUGUUGCUGUAUAAAACCAACUGCCAUAUAUGUUUGAUGAAUUUUAGAGAAUCCAUUAAAAAAAAAAUAAUAAUAAUAAUAAUAAUUCAUCAAUUGCCCACCAAAAAAAUAAAAGGUAGCAUUGGAGUUUUCCUAUUUUUUUAUUUUUUUUUUUAAGUGGGAUUUUGGACCAUGAAAAACUGGAAUGUUGUGGAGGGCCACACCAACAUGCUAACCUCAGUCGUGUUCAGUAUUAUUUGACAAAAAUAAGCAGUCAUAGCAUCACAGUGUAUAGUGGUUAGCACAUCCGCUUCACAUUUCUGAGGUUGGAGGUUCGAAUCCGGGCUGCAGCCUUCUUGUGUGGAGUUUGCAUGUUCUCGCUGUACUUGCGCGGGUUUUCUUUGAGUACUCUCAUUUCUUCCCACAUUCCAAAAAAACGUGUGGUAGGUUCAUUGAAAACUCAAAAUGGCCCUUGGGUGUGAAUGUGAGUAUGAACGUUUGUAUACGUGCGGUACAGUGGCUGAGACGGGCCACAACAAAUUUUGGUGGUAAUAAGUGCUGUUGUACUGUGUUAACUUAUAGAAGCUCUCAAGUCAAAAGCAAUUCAAUCUGGUAGACUGGUCAGCCUUGGAUAGAGUGCAAAAUAUUUAUUCAUUCAAUUUCCUAUAGGACAAAUUGUAUUUGAAAGGUCAGACUGUCAUCAUCAACUCAAAAGCAAUGUAUUGUUUGAUGUUACAAUAUGUUUAGUUUGCUGUUGUGUGGUCUUUGUCAAAAAAAAAAAAAUUCCCCCCUUGGCAUCACUAGUACCUUAUUGUGGUGACCACACACAAAAAGCCAAAGAAAUAGCUAACAUACUUGAGUGUUUAUCUUUUAGAUCAUGGGUUCCCAACCACAGGACUAAUACAACCACUUCUGAAAGAGGACAUGUCUACAUGUAACGAUAGCUUACUAUGAUGAAUGCAUUUUUGUUCAACUCAACCACAAUCGUAGUUUAAUUGUGUGUGUGUCAAUCAGACAAAUUUUUUUCUCAGUGUUCUGCACAAAUGUUCAUUACCCAAGGUUAUUAACACUUGGUUUAAUAAAACGCAAUGUGGCAAAA
Messenger RNA from Phyllopteryx taeniolatus (common seadragon), 2233 nucleotides. It is a transcript of the gene paqr8, whose product is annotated as progestin and adipoQ receptor family member VIII. The transcript has 2 exons. Gene Ontology annotation, molecular function: steroid binding; nuclear steroid receptor activity. Gene Ontology annotation, biological process: response to steroid hormone. The record is from RefSeq and is a predicted model, not a curated record. Bases 1 to 879 code for a protein of 292 amino acids. Gene Ontology annotation, cellular component: plasma membrane. NCBI's taxonomy places the organism in Eukaryota, Metazoa, Chordata, Actinopteri, Syngnathiformes, Syngnathidae.